This is a messenger RNA of Camellia sinensis, 1263 nucleotides long. The record is from RefSeq and is a predicted model, not a curated record. Lineage: Eukaryota; Viridiplantae; Streptophyta; Magnoliopsida; Ericales; Theaceae.
AUGUUUUCAGAUGACUUCAAAUUGACUCAGAUAGAGUAUUUACGAUUGAACGAUAAUCAGUUCACAGGGCCUCUGACAAAUGUGGUCUUCAAUUUGUCUAAACUUUCUAUGUUGGAUAUUAGCAACAACAACAUGUCAGGUAAGAUUCUAGAUUCGAUGAAUAACAUGAUACGUUUGAGAACAUUGAUCAUGCGAAAUAAUGCAUUUAAUGGUCAGUUCCCAUGUGCACUGAUUCCAAAUGUGUUCAUGGACAUCUCUCAUAACUCAUUUUUGGGAACACUUACUUCUUGCUCAAACCCAAACUUGGGAGUCGUGGUGCAUGUGCAUUUGCAAGGGAACCAUUUUACGAAAUUCAUUCCAGAAGCACUUAUUAAUUUAUCAAAACUUGUGACAUUGGAUGUCAGUGACAAUAACUUGUCUGGCAGCAUUCCCCUGUCCAUUAGGUUGCUUGCCAACCUUAGCAUUCUUAUAUUGAGAGGAAACCAAUUGGGUGGUUCCAUUCCAACACAAUUGUGCCAACUGAAUAAGAUAAGCUUGAUGGAUCUUUCCAAUAACUCUUUUACGGGGUCUAUACCAAGUUGUUUAAGUAAUAUCACAUUUGGGGCAAUAGUGGCUACUGAUCUUGCUUUCGCUCAAACACCUUUAGAAUUUUACAGCACUAGGCAUAUCUUCUAUGUGUAUGAAAAUGUCCUACUUCCACAUCUAGAUAUGGUCUUUGAGAUUGGUGGCCCCGAUGGCACAUAUGAUAAAGUAGAUGAAGUUGAGUUUAUUACUAAGAGUAGGACUAACUCCUAUCGGGCUGGCAGCAUCCUUAACUUCAUGUCUGGAUUGGAUUUGUCAUGUAACAAACUAACAGGUGAAAUACCUUUUGAACUAGGGAAGUUAAGUAGUGUUCGUGCACUGAACUUGUCUCACAAUCUCUUGAUUGGACCCAUCUCGAAGACCUUCUCAAACCUUACUCAAAUAGAAAGUUUGGACCUUUCUUACAACAAUUUGAGCGGAAACAUCCCAACAGAUCUAAUCAAUCUAAAUUUUUUGGCAGUGUUCAUUGUGGCUCACAACAAUUUAUCAGGUAAAAUAUUAGACAGGAAGGCACAGUUUGGGACCUUUGAAGCGAGCAGUUAUGAGGGAAAUCCAUUUCUUUGUGGACCACCAUUGGAGAACAAUUGCACAGCCAUUGUUGACUUGCCAUACUCCCCAAAAACAGCAUCCUUAGAUGAAAUGUCACGACCCCAAACUGCCCCUAGUAGGAUGGUGUCAUGA